Molecule: messenger RNA, 774 nt
Organism: Macrobrachium nipponense
Lineage: Eukaryota; Metazoa; Arthropoda; Malacostraca; Decapoda; Palaemonidae
Exons: 1
Coding region: 1-774 (257 amino acids)
Source: RefSeq, a predicted model, not a curated record
AUGGAUACCACAACUGAAAACACCACUACAACUACCAAUCCUACCACCACAGCUACCACAACGGAUACCACAACUGCAAACACCUCUGCAACUACCACCACAUCUACCACAAUGGAUACCACUACUGCAAACACCACUACAACUACCACUCCCACCACCACAGCUACCACAAUGGAUACCACAACUGCAAAUACCACUGCACCUACCACUCCUACCACCACAGCUACCACAACGGAUACUACAACUGCAAACACCACUGCAACUACCACUCCUACCACCACAGCUACCACAACGGAUACCACAACUGCAAACACCAAUGCAACUAACACUCCUACCACCACAACUACCACAACGGAUACCACAACUGCAAACACCACUGCAACUACCACUCCUACCACCACAGCUACCACAACGGAUACCACAACUGCAAACACCAAUGCAACUACCACUCCUACCACCACAGCUACCAAAACGGAUACCACAACUGCAAAAACCAAUGCAACUACCACUCCUACCACCAAAGCUACCACAACGAAUACCACGACUGCAAACACCACUGUAACUACCACUCCUACCACCACAGAUACCACAACAAAUACCACAACUGCAAACACCACUGCAACUACCACUCCUACCACAACAGCUACCAAAAUGGAUACCACAACUGAAAACACCACUGCAACUACCACUCCUACCACCACAGCUACCAAACGGAUACCACAACUGAAAACACCACUGCAACUACCACUCCUACCACCACAGCUACCACAAUAG